UAGGGAAGGUAUAGGGAAAGAAACGGUGUACACAAAUAUCGCGUAAAACAACGAGAUUAAUGAGCCCAGAUCAAUUUACCGACAAUUUUUAUGGAUGAAUACACGUCUUAUACCUGGAUCUAUUCUAAAUUCUUUAUGAUAUGUAUGAUAUGCAGCUGAAUUGAACAAUUAUUAAUUUUUUCUUUAUAUCAUACGGACCUAGAUUGGGAUCCAAAAUUCCAGAAAUUUCUACUUUGUGAAAGCGAAAGUGGAUUUAAAAUGGCGUUGACUUGGAGAAUAAGAAUCCUCUUCCUUCUGAUGUUCGCACCAGGAACUACAAAUGACAGAGAGGGUCAGUCAGCCGAUACUCUACCUACAUGCAUGCCAUUCAGUGCAAUUUUUAUAUGGCAUACUGGUGGUGGAGAUGAUACAUCCUUCUAUCAGCAAAUGCGUUUGAUAAUAAAACUGAUUCUUGAUUUUCCUGAAUGCACAGAGGUAUCGUUGGUCAGAGUUGGCGCAAAAGUAAACACAAAAAUGCGUUUUAGAAAGGAAAGCACAAACCAAAGUUGGAUCUAUCAACUGGUACAGCACAAACCUGGGCACUCUGGAACACAUGUUAUCCCAAAAAGAAAAAUCAGCGACGCUAUUCUCAGAAACGAAAAUCAUAAAAUGGCAGAGGAAGUGUUCUUAGUAGUAAAUAACAAUUCAGUAAUAGCUGAUAAACAGGAAGCAGCUAAAGCGCUUAGAAAGAAAAACACAUGGAUUAUUUUCUCUGGAGAACCGACAUCAAAACAUGUUUGGACAGAUCUUGCAACUGACAUUUUCCAUUUCGUGAUAUUAGAGGACAACACUGGUAGCAUUAAUUGUACUGCAAAGUCCAUCCUAAUUCAAACUUGUCGGGAUAUUAUACCAGACACAGACUCAAUAAUGGACGAUCGUAACUGUCAUAUAGAUGUCCAUUCAACUAUAAACAGCAUCAUCAUCGUUUUGAUGAUCAUAUAUUACUUCCUGCAUGAGCGUGUGAAAAGAAAUUUGCAGAGUCUUUGCAGUACAUGUUUCCGAAAAGAUAACACUCCAGUUGCAGAACAUAGUGCAGACGGACAAGACCAGGAACUAAAUGAUAGGAAUGAGAACCAGUUCACCAAAGAACAAUUGGGUCUUGAUGCAAACGCCAGUACGACUGUGGAGGGAGAAAUUCUCGACAUGACUGUAGCUGGACGACAAUCCAACCUACCUAUUCCUCCUAUAGCAAGACAAGACUUUGAGCAAGAGGAACAUCCGUUGAUCAAUCAACAAAAUGGCAAUGGAGAACAAACAUAACCUAGCACUUGUAUGGGUUCCUUAACAAGCUACAACGACAAGGAAGCGUUUUGGAUCAAGUCAAAAAUCCUUCCCUUGAAGAGAUACUUUUUUUUUGCAAACAGAAGACCGGAGGCAGAUAAAACUGACAUCUUAACUCAACAGUGUAUCGCAACUCAGCGACCACAAUAGUUUGUUUAUCAAAAAAAGCCUAAGACAUGUAAUGUCAUUACAAUAGAAUAUAGUAUAUAAAGCAUUUUCAGUAGUAAAUAGCAAAUUAUUUAGAGUUUAUGCCUUGGUCACAAAAUUGUACGACGUCCGUACGGUUUAAAAAAAUCGUACGAGUCCACAAAUCUUAGAAUCUUUACGGUCUCUGUACAAUCGCAGUGUCUGAUUGCAGUACCAACGGACCCCGUACGAUCUUUCGAGGAUGCAGUAGUAAGAUAUCCGUACGGACGUCACAAACAAGCUGUGCGUAGCUCGCAAGGAGCCCGGUCGUAUCUCGUGGGUUCAUACGGCGCUCGCACAGCACUCCUACGGUAUCCGUAGUACCACCUUGAAUCACCAAGGAAGUCAAGUUCAAGAAGUAAUUAUUUUUGUUUAAUGAUACAUGUACGUUGAACGAUUACUUCAAAAUAUGCUCAUAUUUCUCUGUGUGCUUAUGCUACCUGUGUUUAUAUUUUCACUGCAAAUAAGCGUGUGCUUCGAACUUCUUAGCUUAUAAAGAUUAUAUACACAUGUAUGUCAUAUUAUAUAUUGUCACUUGCCAUUCCGUAACCCAGAGUCAUACUUUAUUGUUACAUAUUGUUCUUUAGUCAGGAUAUUUUCAUCAUUUUAUAUAUUCAAGAUUUUCAGUAAACCUUAAACUCGAAACUUGAAUUUUCGCCAAUUUGAUUGACUUAAGCUUGUGCUUUUUCAUUUGAAGUGUCAUUCAGUUUAAGGGAGUAUAGAAACAUAGAACCCAAUUGCUUUUAUAGAACUGUGCAGAUGCAACUUUCUAUAGUUUGUUUCAAAUCGGAGUCAACUAAAUUUUUAAGAAAAUCUCUUGAAGCAUAACUUUUGAUAAUAUGUUAUUAGCAAAAAGAGUGCGUUAGGUUUUCAUAAAUACAUGCAUAUUCUUUCACCUGUUUUUCAGUGGUGAAAUGAAUCUAUUUUUCCUAAACAGGGAGAUAAUUUAUGGGCUAUAGAUUAUGUAAAAUAUGUAAUUGCUCUCCCUCCUUAUUUGAAUAGGUAAAUGUGAUUUUCAGGUGUUUUUCAGUUUUUAAAAGACAUAAAGGUAGUUAUCAUAUACCUUGUAUUAAUGAGUUUCAUAGAAGGUAAUUAUAGAUGAUUGACAUUGAUGAAUACCUGCUUUGUAAAUACUUGAUGUUUAUAAUGAAUAAAUAUUGAAUAUUG
This is a messenger RNA of Mercenaria mercenaria, 2673 nucleotides long. RefSeq lists its product as uncharacterized. The record is from RefSeq and is a predicted model, not a curated record. Lineage: Eukaryota; Metazoa; Mollusca; Bivalvia; Venerida; Veneridae. The transcript has 5 exons. The coding region runs from base 259 to 1299 and encodes 346 amino acids.